ACUUUAAUAUUGGCUUAUAGUUUUGCCAGACCAAAAACACAUUCUCCUCUGCCGAAGCCAAAAUGAUUCAAACGGCCAAAUGUGCCCUUUGGUUUUCAAGUCAAGAAACCAUCAAAAUUACUCCUUCCCAUUCCAGUUGCCGACCGUUACUUCCUUCUCCUUUUCUUUUUUGGCUUUCUCAUUAUCACUUCUACUACACACCACAUUCUCUCAUUCAGACCACCAAUUCCAAAAACAAGACACAACGGUUGAAGAAAAUGUACCCAAAGGAGAAAGUGAGGCCGGAACAAGAUGAAGAUGACAGUGGUUUAGUUCAAUUUUUAGAGUCUUUCUCCAGCCAAGCUAAUUAAUACCAGCUGCCACUAUUUUGCGCUAUGAUAUAUAUCAUGAUGAAUAAUCAGAAGAGCAAUGGUGAGGAGAAAACGUUAAGUGGAAGAGCAGCUUUAGUUCCGCGCCCUCAUGCAGCUUUGUCUGGUCCUGGUAAUCUGAAUUUCACUUGUUUUACCUGUUUCUUCUUAAUUAUCUAUGAUUGUUUGUGGAAUUGAGAUGAAUCUUCCACCUUGAUAAGAUAUGAACCAUACUGAUCGGGGGCAUAGGCUUGAGUAAAGAAUUGACAUAGUA
Molecule: messenger RNA, 621 nt
Organism: Rubroshorea leprosula
Lineage: Eukaryota; Viridiplantae; Streptophyta; Magnoliopsida; Malvales; Dipterocarpaceae
Source: the annotation of a GenBank genome assembly